Talaromyces marneffei is the source of this 699-nucleotide messenger RNA. RefSeq lists its product as uncharacterized. The record is from RefSeq and is a predicted model, not a curated record. Lineage: Eukaryota; Fungi; Ascomycota; Eurotiomycetes; Eurotiales; Trichocomaceae. The transcript has 5 exons. Bases 1 to 699 code for a protein of 232 amino acids.
AUGGAUGCUAUUCCCAAGACCCCUGGAGGCUCAGCUUCCGGCUCAGCAGUUGACGUCCCAGCGGGCUUUGCUAUUUUGCCCAUUGACGUCGAGACAAUCGGUACUGUUCCCAUGGACGGAGUAGCUACGGUUGCGAAAGUCAUUGAUUCUGUGUUUGGAAUGGCGCGUUCGCCCCAAGACCUUGCUUUGAUCACAGACGCUAUCACGAAGUAUCCUGCCCUACCACCAGCUGGAUAUUUGAAAGCAAUGACUAACAAGAGGUACGGCAUCCGCCUUGGGUUCCUGGGCGAGUCGCUCUGGAGGUUACCGAACUUUCUAUGUGAACUGGCGGUGAAGCAAUCAGUCAGAUGGACGAAGAAUCCUAUACCGGCGGUCAUCGGAACUCUUCGUAGGCAUGGUGUCCAUAUUCAGUAUCCCGUAAGCAUUCCCCGAGGAGAGGAUGCUUGGCCAAGUCUAGGCAAGAUCAUGCGAGAACACGAGUUCCCUUCCGCCAUGGACGAGUAUCUCGAGGGCUUGGAGCAUUCGAAAGUCCACAGCCCUGAGGAGCCCGUGUAUCUGGACUCCAUUGGGAUAUUGACUGAUAGCCCAUUAUCCAGCGUGGCCACUGCUGCUGGGAACCCGAUAUGUACGAUGCCUUUAGGAACUCUGAGGCUCAACGGACGUUUCAUUUGGUGUGAGCUUCAUUGCAAAGCAGUUUAG